UGUGUGGCACGGUGACUUUACUUUGACCGUUAGGGUUCCCUCAUCAGUCGAUAUAGCCUCAGCUCCGGCUUGUCCUCUCGUGAGUCAUGAAUGUCCUCGGCCCGCUGUCGUUCCUCAGCCUGGUGCUGGUGCUGUCUGCACCGGGCACUUCUGCCCAGAAGCCCAAACCCUGCGAGGUGCCAGGGCUGAUGAGUGGAGAUUUCACCUUGAUGAACGACAACCAGUUCUUCAUGUCCACCGGAAAGAUGAACUACGACGCUUUCAACCAGCGCAUGUCGCUCAGCAGCUUUGACUUUAACUCCACCGUGUCCGGCAUGAUCAUGCUGUUCCAAGAGAAAGUCUAUUAUGAGAUCUCCUGGGAUGAGGGGACCUGCAAGAAGAGGCCCCUGGAUGCCACCUUCAAUCCCGUCCAGGUGCCCGCUGGUGCUCAGCUGAUGGCCCAACUGUUCAUGGGGAGCUCCUCCAGCUGGGGCAUGGGGGUGCUGGUCAACACGUGGUUCGGACUGCUGCCUCAGGGCAUGUACACCCAUGUCUUCACCGAGGUCGGCUGCAUUCCAAUUAGCUUUACCAUCGCUAACCAAGAGGGAUGGACCACCCUCAGCACCUUCAACUGGGUGAUCGGCAGCGCACAACCCAUGGAUUUCGUCCCACCCGCGUUCUGUGACGCGGCCCAGCUGGAAGUGUCCGAGAAGCCAGACACCUUCCUCACAGCCGUGAAGUCCCUCACCAAGCCGACCAAGGCAAAGAAUUAAACUCCCUCCUGGGAUUAAUAGAGGUUUAUCUCAUUUUAUCUUAAAUUCUUAUUUUGAUGAAAGUGUCUUUCUUCAAAAUCGAAUUGAAAUAAAUGGUGUACGAAAAAACCCGCUGCAAGUGUGAGAGGUUUGAUCAGUGUCCAAUCGGCGAUCUCAAUGUCACCUUCAGUGCAAUAAAUAUCGCUGACUCAGUCCUUGACGAGUGGUUCAUUGUCCUGGAGGAUGAUGUGUGAUGGAUGGACGACUGGAUGGAUUAUGUCUGAGAGGUGGACGGCGAUGGAUGGAUGGAUGGUGAAAUAAUGGGCGGGAAAUGGAUGUAGGAUUGAUUGACUGAUUCAUGAAAAGUAGUCGGAAACCGUUCUCCACUAAGAGUCCAUUUCCUCUGCAGAGAGAGGGGUGAGGGAUUGUUGGCACCCCUCCCUGUGUGUGGAUGGAGCUGGGUUAACAGCUGCUCUCAGCGUUUUACCUUCCUCCCGCACCACUGUAGUACUGACGCUUCUACAGCAGAUGGAGGCAGCAUUGCUUGAUACCAAGGGCCUGGGUUUUACUGAUAAAUAUUCGCUAACAUUUCAGCUCUCCUGCUUUUGAGCUAAUAUGUGGCAGCCUCAUGUUAAAGGAAUCUCUCUCUCUCUCUCUCUCUCUCUCUCUCUCCCCCUCUCUCUCUCUCUCUCUCUCUCUCUCUCUCUCUCUCUCUCUCUCUCUCCCCUCUCUCUCCCUCUCCCUCUCUCUCUCUCUCUCUCUCUCUCUCUCUCUCUCUCUCUCUCUCUCUCUCUCUCUCUCUCUCUCUCUCUCUCACAAACACACAAACACUCAUGAACACACACUCACUCACAGACACAACCACAUACAAACACACACACACACAUGCAACCACACAUACGCACACACACAAACACACACACACAAAUGAACUACACCCUUCAGAAAGCCAACAUCCAAAAGAAUAAUUAUUGUUGAUACCAUUUAAGAAAUAUAUAUAUAUAUAUUUGUGUGUGUGUUUGUGGAUAAAAUAUGAAUAACAAUAGGGGACAUAUUGCUUCUGAAAUGUGUCUACCAGGGGCUUCAAAGAGACCUAGUUUGCUUCUGCAUUGGUAGGUUAUGUUUCUGGUCAUCAGUCUAGUCCGGCUGUCCUUGAAAUUCAAAUAAAUUGACAAGCUAGAAGUUAUGUUAAAACAUUAAUAAAAGGAACACUUCACAUCCA
This is a messenger RNA of Gadus macrocephalus (Pacific cod), 1953 nucleotides long. RefSeq names its product ependymin-2-like. Lineage: Eukaryota; Metazoa; Chordata; Actinopteri; Gadiformes; Gadidae. The coding region runs from base 87 to 752 and encodes 221 amino acids. Gene Ontology annotation, biological process: cell-matrix adhesion. Gene Ontology annotation, cellular component: extracellular region; lysosome. The record is from RefSeq and is a predicted model, not a curated record. The transcript is spliced from 6 exons. Gene Ontology annotation, molecular function: calcium ion binding.